Aspergillus nidulans FGSC A4 is the source of this 2611-nucleotide messenger RNA. It is a transcript of the gene hrdA, whose product is annotated as E3 ubiquitin-protein ligase HRD1. Gene Ontology annotation, molecular function: zinc ion binding; ubiquitin protein ligase activity. Gene Ontology annotation, cellular component: endoplasmic reticulum membrane. The coding region runs from base 150 to 2477 and encodes 775 amino acids. NCBI's taxonomy places the organism in Eukaryota, Fungi, Ascomycota, Eurotiomycetes, Eurotiales, Aspergillaceae. Gene Ontology annotation, biological process: protein ubiquitination; proteasomal protein catabolic process. The record is from RefSeq and is a predicted model, not a curated record. The transcript has 3 exons.
GUCCACGCGAUAUCCUUCGGAUCCUUUUUCUCUUUCCCUCUUCCCCUGAGGACAGGCACAUCUGUCAAUGCUUGCGUUGAAGCGACUACGGCCUUCCACAUCUUGACGUCGUCAAUGAUUUUGGGCUUCUCGCCCGCUCUCUCGCGAUCAUGAGAUUCGCUGCCUAUGCUGGGGCCUCGGUGGCUCUAGCAACAGGUGUAUUCUUGAAAGCACUUCACCAGAGGGCAAAUUUCUAUUCCGCUUGCGUGUAUCUUUCCCAGAGUAGCGCCAAUCUCAUGAUCUUGACAAAUGUUUGUCUUCUGGCUGUCGGUUUCCUGCUCUUCUGGCUUCAGCGCCUUCUCUACGGCCCCCUUCGACCUAUUGAGACCGAGCAACUUUACGAGAAGGCGUGGUUCGCGGUGACGGAAACAUGCUUGGCUAUGACAAUAUUCCGCGGAGAGCUUGGGGCCUGGUUCCUGGUCAUGUUUGUGUCCUUGCUUGUUGGGAAGGUAUGGGGCUGGAUUGGGGAGGGCCGCGUGGAGUUUCUCGAACAGCAACCCCCAGCGAACCCCCUCUUGUUUCAUACCAGGCUGGUAGUCUCCUUACUUUUAUCGGUGAUGUUUGACAUCUUCAUGCUGAAAUAUUGCAUCGAUACGGUCCUUGAACAAGCCCGCCCGGAUAUGAUGGUCAUGUUCGGCUUCGAAUUUGCUGUUCUCACAAUCCUCUCGACCUCCACUGCUGCCAGGUAUUCGAUUUCGCUUGUGGAGAUAUAUAUCAAUCGCCAGCAGAUGAAGGCUCGCAUUGAGGAGCGGCGCCAGGAGAUUAGAGCUGCUCGCGAGCAGGCCCUGGCGGAGCACGCAGCGACAGAAGAUCAAACCGCAAACCUUGAUUUACCCGAUGAAAACGACAUCAAUGAGUUGGAGCUCGAUAUCCCAGGUUGGGAAGAAAAGGGCCGCUGGGUCUUCUAUCUAGAUCUACUCACCGACUUCCUUAAGCUCACCGUUUAUCUGACUUUCUUCGCUAUUCUAUUUACGUUUUACGGUUUACCCAUUCAUAUUCUCCGGGAUGUUGUGGUUACGAUUCGCUCAUUCGGACGGCGAAUUAUGGACUUUGCUCGAUACCGAAACGCCACACGUGAUAUGAACGACAGAUAUCCUGACGCGAGUGCUGAGGAGGUCGCGAGAGAAGAGGUCUGUAUCAUUUGCCGGGAGGAGAUGACCCAUUGGCAACCCGGAGACAGACCAGUUUCUCGAGUUUCGGAAAGGUUACGCCCCAAGAAACUCCCGUGCGGCCACAUUUUACAUUUCUCUUGCCUUCGAAGCUGGCUUGAAAGACAGCAGAAUUGUCCCACAUGUAGACGACCGGUCAUUGCGCCUCCACGUAACCAAGGACCUGCUGGGGUCAAUAUGGGACAAGGAAACGGUGGUGCUGGUCAGCAGCAGAAUAUGCCUCCCGGAAAUCAGCCAGUCAACCAAAACCCCCCAGCAGAUGGCCUUCCUAGGGCUCGAAUUUACCAAUUCGGUCCAUUUAGGAUCGGAUUUGGCGCGGGAAGAGGGGAUCUCUUCAACAAUCUGCAUCAACAGAUUCAUCAGGGCAACGGUCCUUGGCAGCCAGGUAUGAAUCCUAACCCUGCUGGCGCCAGACAAAUUGGCUUUGGGUUCGGCUUCGGACGGCCUCCGCUGCAACAAGCGCCUGCACCGGCUGCACCAGCUGCAACCCAGCCGGUCCCGACGCCCACUUCGAACCUGCCCAACCUGCAAAACCAACUCCUGCAGAUGGAGCAACAAAUUGCGAACGAGAUCAAUGGCCUGCGCAUCGCUGCGGAUCAGCUGAACCUCGUUAGAUUACUGCAGACAGAGCUCCAACGCCUUCGUACUUUGCAAUCGCAACCAUUAAACAACCAGACUAACAUUCCGCAAAAUCCCUCUCCAUCAAUACCUUCAAUAUCCCCUACAACUACACGCCCUCGAAUUGUCUCUAACCCGGAAACGGCGCCUAUGGGAGCUGGUGACCCUCGUCUACCAGAUGGACUGACACUUCCCCAAGGCUGGACCCUGGUUCCCCUCCACUCUGUACAACCAGGACUGAGCGCAUCCUCGAAUGUUGCCGCAAAUGCUUCUUCAUCGGAGGCUGAACAUAGUGCUCCACCAUCUGAAGGGAUGCUCAACUCCCAGGUACCCACUGACACUGAGAGUCAGAGACCGAGUGAUAGGAGCGAUGCCGCCACCUCCGGGAGUUCAGGUUUACCAAACUGGCAGUCAAGCCCCUUCUCGCACUCAGCUGCAGACAGCACCGGAGCUAUUUCCCAACAGUCAGAGAACCUCAGUUCGGAGGCUGGACUGAGGGCGCCUCUGGCUCCCUCGAAGACUGAGCAAGUUGAGACUCCACUUUCCGAGCACGGCGCAGAGACUAGGAUUGAAACCCAGACUUCGGAUUCAAGAUCCAAAGGGAAGGAGCGGGUAGCCACGGUAGAAGACGCAGCGGACGAUGAGACAUGACAAUUGACUAUUAAUUUGCAUAUUUCCUACCUUUUGCUUCCUGUUACUCGUUCUAUCCCCAGAUCCGAGACCUAUCUUCGGACGCUUGACUGUACAUAGAGGUGAUCCUGAUAUACCACGGCAUAGCGCGACUA